Thlaspi arvense is the source of this 342-nucleotide messenger RNA. The record is from the annotation of a GenBank genome assembly. NCBI's taxonomy places the organism in Eukaryota, Viridiplantae, Streptophyta, Magnoliopsida, Brassicales, Brassicaceae.
AUGGAAGAGGAGCUCCGCAAAGAUGCUGCAAUUGAAGUUUUAAGAUCAAGGAGAGAUUUUCACCCAGCUCAUUACCUAUUCAAGAUAGAGCAUUUUUCUGUUCUUUUGGAAGAAGAUAUUGAAAAAUGUGAAUCAGAUGACUUCGAAGCAGGGGGCUAUAAAUGGAGAUUGUGCUUAUAUCCCAAGGGUAACAAAGAAAGGAAUGGAAAUGGCUACAUCUCACUCUACUUGGUCAUAAGUGAUACCCGUAAUCUCCCUCAUGGUUGGGAGGUUAAUGCCCAGUUCAGAUUAUUUGUCUAUAACCAUAUAGAGAAUAAGUAUUUGACCAUCGAAGGUGGGUAA